Messenger RNA from Parnassius apollo (apollo), 321 nucleotides. The record is from the annotation of a GenBank genome assembly. Lineage: Eukaryota; Metazoa; Arthropoda; Insecta; Lepidoptera; Papilionidae.
AUGACUUCUUCACGACCCAGUAACACACGUAAUUAUACGGACGAAGAGUUGGCGAGAUAUUUGGAUGAUGAGGACAGUGAUGGUGAUGUGGAAUCUGCUGGAAGUGAGACAGAGGACCAGUUAGAGAUCGAGCAGCUGGAACAAACGGAUGAAGAAGAUAUGCCAACUGAGGUAAUAUCAUCCAAUGUAUCUAACCCAGAUUCAUCUAUAAUAUCCGAGGAGACUUCGACAACACAGAAGAGUACAGCCCAGGAGAGUAACAAUUCUUCUCUUCGUUCAAAUAUGAUCCCCUUUUCUCAGAGUUUUACGCGGGAGAAAUAG